Messenger RNA from Cryptomeria japonica (Japanese cedar), 2416 nucleotides. Its product is annotated as probable nucleoredoxin 1-2. The transcript has 4 exons. Gene Ontology annotation, molecular function: thioredoxin-disulfide reductase (NADPH) activity. Lineage: Eukaryota; Viridiplantae; Streptophyta; Pinopsida; Cupressales; Cupressaceae. The coding region runs from base 105 to 1817 and encodes 570 amino acids. The record is from RefSeq and is a predicted model, not a curated record.
AAAGGGUAUAUAUAAAUAGAUAGAGAGAGAGAGAGAGCUCUUAAAGAUUUUGUUGUAGUGACAAGACAUUGUAUACAGAAAGAAGGAAGAGAAAAAGCUGUACAAUGGAAGGUUUAAGGUACCUGCUGUGCAACGAGGACAGAGAUUUUCUCAUCACAAACAAUGGAAACAAGGUGAAAGUUGACGAAUUGGAAGGAAAAUAUGUGGGUCUCUUCUUUUCUGCCCAUUGGUGCCCUCCAUGCAAAGCUUUCACCCCUUUUCUCUCAGAAAUCUACACAAAACUAUUGGAAAAAGAAAGAGACUUUGAGAUCGUAUUUGUAUCUGCAGAUGUGGAUGAGAAAUCAUUUGAGAAGUACCAUCAUGUCAUGCCAUGGCCUGCCCUGCCAUUCUCAGAUGUAAAUGCGAAGGAAAAGCUUCUGAAGGCUUUUAAUGUCACAGGCAUUCCUGCCCUUGUUGUGCUGGACAAAGAGGGUAAAACUUUGACCUCUGGAGGUGUUGAUAUCAUUAGGAAAUAUGGGGUUGAGGGGUACCCUUUUAGUGCAGAGAAGCUUGAUCGACUAAGGGCCAAGGAGGAGGCUGUCAGGGAUGCGCAGACUGUGGAAUCUCUUCUGGUAUCCGAUGAACGAGAUUUUGUGAUAUCUCAUGGGGAAAAGGUACCUAUAUCCAAGCUUGUGGGAAAAACCAUUGGUUUGUAUUUUUCAGCCAACUGGUGUGGUCCAUGUCACAAUUUCACUCCUCUGCUUGUAGACAUUUACAACGAGAUUAAGAGUAGAGGUGAGGAUUUUGAAAUAGUGUUUCUAUCAGCUGAUUUAGAGGAAGAAGCCUUUGAAGAGCAUUAUGGAAACAUGCCAUGGUUGGCUCUACCCUUUGGAGACAAAACUGAGAAGAAAUUGUCUCAAUACUAUCGGGUUCAAGAUAUACCUACUCUAAUCAUUUUAGGUCCAAAUGGGAAAACAGUGCAAACUGACACAGCCAGCCUUGUUCAAAGAUAUGGAACUCGAGUGUACCCAUUCACAGCAGAGAGACUAAAAGAAAUUGAAGGAGAAGAAGAAGCUAGACGACAAGAUCAAACCUUGGAAUCUCUCUUGGUCUCUGACACACGGGACUUUGUGAUAAAAAAUGGAGGUGAAAAGGUCCAAGUUUCUGAUCUUGUAGGCAAGACAAUAGCCCUGUAUUUUUCUGCCAAUUGGUGCUCUCCUUGUCAAGCCUUCACUCCAAAGCUGAUACAGGUAUACAAUGAGCUUAAGGAAAGAGGUGAAUCCUUUGAGAUUGUUUUUAUAUCAAAGGAUGAAGAUCAAGAGGCUUUUGAAGACCAUUUCUCAAUUAUGCCCUGGUUAGCUCUUCCAUUUAGAGAUAAGGUUGAAAAGGACCUCAGUCGCCAUUUCCAUACAGAAGGAAUACCAACCUUGAUUGUAAUUGGUCCAGAUGGAAAGACCAUGACAGAUGAUGCCAUAAGUGCUGUCUCUGUCUUUGGAGCGGAGGCUUAUCCUUUCACUACUCUGCAGAUUGAAAAGCUGCAAAAGGAGAUUGAAGAUUUGGCUGGCAAAUCAGCCAAGGAAAUUGAUUGCAGUCAGCAUAAGCACCCUCUUGUAUUGACUAGAAAGCAUGAAUUUAACUGUGAUGGAUGUGACGAGGAAGGCAGUCAAUGGUCAUAUUAUUGUGGCAAAUGUGAUUUCGAUCUUCAUCUGACUUGUGCUUUGAAGGAUCAGCAGCAGCUUGGGAGCAAUAGUAAACAACAGAAUGAAUAUGGAACUGCUAAUGACAACUGCAAGCCAGGAGGUGUCAUCUGUGAUGGAGAUUAUUGUUACAGAGGUUGAGCUUUAUGAUUAUCAAGGUGGCUUCUUUUGUUUGGUAAAUCAUACUGUCUGCGGAUAGAGCCUGCCCCAAGAUAAGAACCUGUUAUUAAUAACUUAUUAGACUUGGUAUGUCAUCAUGCCUUCAGAUCAAUGCCAUUCAUUUUCCAUGAAAAAUUCAAACCGCCUCAUAGUUGAAAUUCCACUGCCAUUAAAUCACUUUCCUAACUGUUACCAUAAGCUUUCAAUCUAGCAUAUUCGGUAUUUCAAUUCAGCUACUCUUGUCCACUCAUAUAUAUGAUUUCAGAAUUGGAAACAAGCAGAAUCCAUUUCAGAUCCAAUCUGAAAGUGUGUUCCUCAAAUGCUUGAUGUUCUCUGGUUGUUGUUGUAGUAGAGAAUGAUGGAUAAUUACUUUUACUUUUAUGAUUCAAGAAAGCUGUUCAUUUGCUCUGUGACAAACUUAAGUACAAUAUAGUUAUUAAUUUGACACAUGGAUUUCAUUUGAGCAAAUACAGCUUAGAUCAAAUGUCAUCUGCUUAUUAAGAGCAGGCCUCAGUUUGACACAGUUCAUCUGUAAUUAUAAUACCAACAUUAACUUGUUUAAAUAAAGUUACUCUUGAUCA